Labeo rohita (rohu) is the source of this 5236-nucleotide messenger RNA. Its product is annotated as NACHT, LRR and PYD domains-containing protein 1 homolog. The record is from RefSeq and is a predicted model, not a curated record. Gene Ontology annotation, cellular component: cytoplasm. Bases 140 to 4243 code for a protein of 1367 amino acids. NCBI's taxonomy places the organism in Eukaryota, Metazoa, Chordata, Actinopteri, Cypriniformes, Cyprinidae. Gene Ontology annotation, biological process: regulation of apoptotic process. The transcript has 14 exons.
GUUUAAACGUAACAAGUUUAGCUAAACAAAAUUUUGCAACCAUGUAGACACGGUACAUUUAAAAGUUAAAAGUAAUUACGUGGCUGAUCAGCAUAUCAUUUUAUUUCGCGGAUAGAGGUUUUUGUUAUUAUCCAGCAAGAUGAGCAGCUCUGGUUGGACCGCUGCUGUCAUGAAAUCUCUGUUAGAUCAGUUACAUCAAUUCAAAGUGGAACUGGACAAUAAGCUGAAAAGAGAUACAUAUUUAACAGGUUGGAGCGCUGCAGACUCAACGACUGAAAGUGCUGUCAUGGAAUCUCUAGUACAAAAAAUAACACAGCUAGGAGACAAACUAGACAGAGUGCUGAAAAUGGAUAAAUCCAUUGGUUCGAGUGCUGCAGUGCUGAGUGAUAGUGCUGUCAUAGAACAGCUAGAAUAUCUAAUACAUCAAUGCAGAGAUGAACUAGACACAAGGCUGACAAUGGAUAAACCAUCUGGUUGGAGCGCUGCAGACUCAUCAACUGAAAGUGCUUUCAUGGAAUUUGUGGCACAUCAACUUACAGAAAUAGAAGAUGAACUAGACGAAAUGUGUAGUUUACCUGUACUCUUACCUAGGUACAAGAAAUUAUCGGAUUCAUGUAAGCUUUGGAUGAAGUAUCUUUUACCUGAUGCACUUGUGGAUCUGGCCACCCAUUAUACUGAACCAGUGCUCAUAAAGAGGAGCAAAGAGCAGACUGAGAAAUACUGUCAAGGAUAUGUGAAGUCUGUGCACGCUUCUGGAACGGGAACAUCAUCUCAAUUGUUAUCAAAUGACAGGAAUCACAGCAUCAGAAUAGAUCAGUUGUUCAGUCCCGACUGUGAUGGAAACACACCAAAAACUGUUAUUCUUGUUGGUGAUUCUGGAAAAGGGAAAACCUUAAUGCUACAGAAGAUCAUGUGGGACUGGGCUUCUGAAGAACUUUACACUUUAAACUUUGAUGCAGUUUUUCUUCUGAAGUUUGAUGAGCUGAAGUGUAUUUCUGAGGAGAUGAGCUUGAAUGAGCUCUUGAGCUGGAGCUGCAGUUUAACAUCAGAUCAGAUCUUAGAGAUACUGAAGUUAACACCAGAGAAAGUCCUCAUCCUCAUUGAUGGAAUAGAUGAGUUCUCAUACAAUCCACACAUUCAAAUGUCAUCGCCCACUGAUCCAUUCCAGAAAGCCCCAAUUAUGGACAUUCUUAACUGCCUGCUAAGGGAUCUGUUGCUACUUGAGUCACCUGUGAUUGUCACCUCUAGAUACACAGUUGCUGCUGAAUUAAGCAAUCUGUUUAAAAGACCUCAGCGUUUCACUGAGAUUGUGGGUUUCUCUGAGAGAGGGGUGCAGGAGUACUUCCAGAAGUUCUUUCAGAAUGAGAAACUCUUCAGGAAAUCAUAUGAGAGUGUGAAGGCAAAUGAAAGCCUCUUGGCUGCCUGUUCUGUGCCUUUGCUGUGUUGGAUGGUCUGUUUAUGUCUGAAGAAGCACUUUAUACGUGAUGAUCAUGUGAUGAGAGAACUAAAGACAACCACCUCCAUAUAUGUGCACUUAGUGUCCACUCUACUGGAGCAUCAUGACCAGAGUCAGUCUGUCCUCACCAUGCUGAGGAGUCUGGGUCAGCUGGCAGAGGAAGGGGUGAAGAAGCAACAAGUCCUUUUUGAUGAAAACUGUGUGGCCAAGACUGGCUUAGAUCCUGCUAUUACUCCAUUCUUGUAUAAAUAUGAACAGUUCUUCAAGUUGUAUAAGCAUUUCAGCUUUCAGGAGUUUUUCACUGCUCUUUAUUAUGUCUUGCUGGAUGAAGAAGAGUCCUGGUGUAAAAUCAGUGAGCUGUUUAACUUGAUGGAAUCUGAGGCUAUAAUUUACAGGUCAUCUCUGAUUUUUAGAGGUAGGCUGUCAAAUCCCAUCCCUUCAGUCAUGAUGUUUCUCUGUGGUCUCUUUAAUGACAAGGUGAGCAGCUCAGUCUUUGAAAAGAUCAAGUGUGCUGUUCCUCAAAUCAUAAAAAUGAAGAAAAAGCAACUAAAGAAAAAGGUGAUGGAAAAGAUUCCUGCAAUGACACGGCAGUAUGGAUUAGAGUUAUUUGCUCUCCACUGUCUAUAUGAGCUCCAGGAUGAGAGAUUAGUUGCAGAAGCUCUUAAAACACACAGUUUCAUUGAUCUGUCUAACGUUUCUCUGAGGAGCACAGACUGUUGGGUGCUGCUGUACUGUCUUCAGUGCUGUCCACACAUCAGAAACCUGAACCUCAUGUACUGUGAUUUAACAGCUGAGAAACUCAAGGUUCUUCAGCCAGUGCUCUGUAUGUGUGAGAAUAUGAGGAUGUCAGUAGAGCAUCUGUCAGAAGUUGGAGAUUUGAUCCAGAUUCUUGGUGAAGCAAAAAUCUUGAGAGAGCUGAAAGUUCAGGAGGAUGAAUACAGUUCUGAGAGUCCCAGAUGGUCACUUCACCUGUCAGUCACUUGUGGAGAUGUCUUGUUGUCUUUGAACUCCUCAGAGAAGAAUCCAUCAUUUCCAGCAGUCUUAAACAUCAGUCUUACAUGUCCACAAUCAGAGAUAUCCAGCACUGACUGGACACUCUUCUUACAGAGACUCAGCAAGACAGGAAAAUUAGCAGAGGAUUCUUCAGCUCUUGAUGAGCAUGUCAGUUUGCUGCUGUCUUCAUUUCACUCUGUGGGUUUGAAGAUGUUGGAUCUGAAGCUGGUCAGUCUGAAUGAGAGCUGGGCUUCUGGGAUCAUUUCCCUUGUCCAGACCUGCACCAGUCUACAGCAGCUCAGUGUCAGUGUCACUGAAUUGCUUUUGGAGGAGGGACUCAUGUUACUGGAGAAAUCACUGACAGAUCCACACUGCACUGUGAUCAUUGAAGGGUGGAAGUGGAAAGAACGGGCCUUGUGUCUCAGCUAUGAGGAAGUGAAGAUUCACUUCAAACCAAAAGAGUUGGAUAAGUUGAGCAGUAAAUCCACUGACCAGUGCACAGAAAACAACUGUAGUCAUUGCUGUAAUGAGAAAGUGGAGGGUCUCUUCACACCAGAGGAGCUGGAUGAGCUGGAAGAGCUGGAUGAGCUGGAAAAGCUGAACAUCUCUGACUCUGAAUCGUCUGGACUGAAUCUUCAGCCGCUCCCAGUGUGUCAGUCUUGUGUUCACAUUGUUGAUUCUGAUCAGUGGGUUCAGGUGGAGCCGUCAGUCUGUACAGAUGAAGGAGGGUCAGAGUUCAGGAUCAGCACUCCGGCGGGUCGAUUCGAGUGCAGCAGGACCAGAAUGCGAUGGGUCUGUGCUGAUGACGUCACUCUCCAGUACCGUGCAGUGGAUGGACAUUUCCUUACAGCAGAGCUGGAGAGAGUUCAGUGUCAGCGAAUUGGUCCUGUGAUUGAUGUGACAGUGAUCUCAGGGAAACUGGAGGAGGCCCAUCUGCCUCAUUAUGCCUGUUUAGCGAAGUCAUACCCCUCUCUCAAAGAUGCUGUAAAGGUCCUCAGUGUUGAAGAUGAGGAAAUCUGUUUGAAAUCAGUAGAGUUGACCCGUUUUCAUGCAAGACUAAUCCAGCCUUCCUUUUCUCCUACUGCUGUGGUUAUAAAAAAAGACGCCCCUGUUGAACAACAUUUAGAUCUUCUUAUCUUUAUGAAAGGAACAAAUCCUCUUAUUCUCCGUGUCUACUUGUUCCCACAGCUUGAUACUUUUUCAAACAAGAGAAUUAUGGAGGAUGAAAAAGCAAAAGAUCCUAAUAUCCUUGAGAUUGUGCACCCCAGGCCAAACAUGGCAUUUCAAAUGGAAACACCACACAUUCUUGAUGUGUGUGAUGCUGAUGUUAUUCCUUUAGAAGGGAUUUCAUUUUCAUCCGAAGCUAAGCCAAACUUCUUCGAGAUCAGGCAAGGUGAAGUUACAGAUAAGGAUGUACAGAUGACUCUAACCAGACAGCGCGAUCAAACACUUGUGUGGAAAACAGUUAUUUAUAAACAAAAACUAAUUCAGAAACAAAAAGUAAAGAGAGCGUUAAAGCGCAAGCAAGACAAUGUUUAUUUAUUUGAUGACAAUUGGCUAGAACUCAUUAACAGGGUUACAAAUCCGUUACGAAUUGCAGACAAACUGCUUUAUGAAAAAGUAAUUAGUGAAGAAGAAUACUCAAAAAUUAGAUCUACUCCAUGUCUUCAAGAAAAAAUGAGAGAGAUCUGUUACAUAGUACGAAAUGGUUGUAACAUGAAGAAAGCUAAAUUAAUGUUAAUUAUUGAGCAAGAAGAGGAAUUUCUUUUUAAAGAUUUAGAAAACCCAUCGUAGUCUUAAUCUUUUCUCUAGGUGAAUGCAUUACAUCUGUGGCUGCAGAUGAACCUAAGGCUUCUCUAGCCACUGUAAAUAAUAAUUAAUCUGAAAUAAAACAAACAGUAGUUUUCAAAAAAAAAAAAAAAAAAAAAAUUGAUAAUACUGAAUGAUCUGAGGAUCCUCAAAUUUAAACUGUGUUUGUUUUGCUUCAAGAGAGCAACCAUACAUUUGUGUUGUUGUUGUUUUUUUUUAUUAAUUUACAAUUAUUUAUUCAUUUAAAUUCAUCAUAAUUAAUGAUUUAUAAUCAUUAGUCAUUAGCCAUUUAUAAAAUUUAUCAUUUUAUUAUUGUUAUCAUUUAUGUCAUUUUUUUAUUAUUUAACUUUUAUUUACUUUUUUUAUUAUGCUUCUAUAUUUUAGAUUUCUUAUUAUAGUCAUAUAAUGAUUUAUAAUCAUUAGUCAUUAGCUAUUUAUUAGCUUUUUUCAAGUUGACACAAGCUUUACAUCAUAUUUGACUGAAUCUUGUCUCUUCACUUUCCCACAUGUACUUUUAUUCAUUAUUCUAAAAUCCUCCCUCCCGAGUCUCCAAAAACAACACUGUAUGAUACAUUAACUUCUCUAUUCUUAAUGGCUGCUUACACAGUUGGGAGAAUUGAGCAUUGACAAAAGUGAAUGAACUAGACAAAAUGUGCUUCUAGACAAAAGUUACAGACAAAACUCUUACAAAACCUUGAGAAACAUGCAGACUUCUGCAGUAUAUAUUUCCUUAUCGAAGAAGGUCAAUGUAAAAUAUGUUUUGUACAGGUUUUCUUUAUGCACAGGUGUGUACAAUUAAUUUGAAUGCACUGUUCAGUUUGACAUUAAUUCUUUUAUAUAGUCUUUUAUUAUAGUUUAACCACUUGUUUUAUAAACUGAAUUCUGUGUAUUUACAAAAAAAUAAUAAUGCUCUGUCUCAUAACUACACAUACUAAAUAAAAAGCAACUAGUGAUAGUAACAAUGUUGCUACAAACCUA